UGUCGAUUGUUACCAUAGUAACUCAACAACGCCGCAACGACGGAAAGCACCUUUAUACCUGAUUUAACCCGUGUUUAACCCGUGUUUAGCCCAGGUUUAACCCGUGUUUAAAGCCGUGUUUAGCCCGUGUUUAACCCGUGUUUAAAGCCGUGUUUAACCCGUGUUUAGCCCGUGUUUAACCCGUGUUUAGCCCGUGUUUAAAGCCGUGUUUAGCCCGUGUUUAACCCGUGUUUAGCCCGUGUUAUCAGUGACUCGGCUGUCUGACACUGAUGGGCAGACCAAAGUACUUCACUCCGGCUGAGGUGGCCGCUCACAACACAGCUGCCGACCUGUGGGUGUCUCUCCUGGGCAAAGUGUGUGACCUCACCCCGCUGAUGGACCAAUACAAAGGUGACGCGCUCCUCUUACCCAUCAUGGAGUGUGCAGGAAAGGACAUCAGCUUCUGGUUCGAUCCUGAAACCAAAGACGUGCAGAAACAUGUCGAUCCACUGACUAACUGUGUGAGGUACUACACCCCCAGGGGUCGUUUCGUGCACAUCCCCCCCGCCGGCCCCCGCUCCGACUGGGCCAGCGCCAUCGGGCCACCCUGGUGGAGGGACAAGACGUACGAGGUGGGACUGCUGACCUCUAAAACCAGGUGGAUACGAAUCAUCAACACGCUGACGUCACAGGAGCAGCUGCUGGAGGUGUGUUCAGAGGAGACUCUGGCUGAGAUCCUCCAGCGUUACCUGCACUACAACUCCCAUGCCUGCAGCUACACCUGGAAACAUGACGGAGCUCCUCUGGACAUGAGCAGGACGCUCAGCGAGAACGACGUCCUCGAUGACGACCCUGAACUGGAACAGCUUCGACUGGACCGAGACCUCUUCACCCCCGCCAUCCUACUCCACUUCAACGACGACCUCACAGAGGGAUGACCUCUGACCUCACCCAGUUCAGACUCCUGGUACUUUACAGACAUUUUAGAUUUUUACAGUUUGUCAUUUCCUGACAAACCCGGCAAGAAAACUGUUGGACUGGACACUGCUGGUUCAGAGGUUCUGUUCUGGUUCAGAGGUUCUGUUCUGGUUCAGAGGUUCUGUUUGGCAUAUGAAGUUGAUGAAUUCUGUUAAAGAAAAUAAAGUUCAGUUUCUGUUAAAUAAGAAAUAAACAUCCAAAUGUUCACAACACUAUGAAGGAAUUUAGACCAACCAGGACUCACCUGUU
Messenger RNA from Larimichthys crocea (large yellow croaker), 1206 nucleotides. RefSeq names its product cytochrome b5 domain containing 1 (gene cyb5d1). The record is from RefSeq and is a predicted model, not a curated record. The transcript is spliced from 4 exons. Gene Ontology annotation, biological process: cilium movement. Lineage: Eukaryota; Metazoa; Chordata; Actinopteri; Sciaenidae. The coding region runs from base 270 to 917 and encodes 215 amino acids.